UUCAUGUCAAAACGUCUUAAUAAAGCAUUGUCAAUAUUAUUAAAUACUUAUUAAGAACCUCAAUAAUUUGUUCAGAUCAAUAUGUCUGUACUCGGAAGAAUAGCAAAAGUGGUAAAGAGCUGUGGUAGAAUUCAACCGAUACUUUUCAAGAACAAUAUGCGCCCCAUAAGCUACCUAGCAGUCCAACACGAAUCAGUCAAAGACAUGAUAGCCAGAUACGAAUGCAUCUUCGGCAGAGAAGACUCCGAUGGCUGGGACGUGCGUCAAGCUAUGAACGAUCUAACAGCCUAUGACUCUGUUCCCGAGCCUAGGAUCAUCAUCGCAGGACUUCACGCUUGCAGACGUUUGAACGACUAUGCGCUUUCUGUGAGAUUUUUGGAGAUGGUGAGGAACAAGUGUGGUAAUAACGUAGAUACUAUUUGGCCGUAUAUUCUUCAGGAAGUAGGACCGACUGUCGCGGAGUUGGGGUGCGAUUUUCCCGAGAGCUUGGGAUACGAUAAGCCAGAGUUAUGGUGGGAGUCCGUGUUUGAUAUGUAGUUGGACAGUUUAAAGUAUAUGUAUACCUUGUUUCGAGUUUAAAAUCAAAUAUAACCUACAACACCA
This is a messenger RNA of Diabrotica virgifera virgifera (western corn rootworm), 603 nucleotides long. Its product is annotated as cytochrome c oxidase subunit 5A, mitochondrial-like. Gene Ontology annotation, cellular component: mitochondrial inner membrane. Gene Ontology annotation, biological process: mitochondrial electron transport, cytochrome c to oxygen. The coding region runs from base 82 to 537 and encodes 151 amino acids. Lineage: Eukaryota; Metazoa; Arthropoda; Insecta; Coleoptera; Chrysomelidae. The transcript has a single exon. The record is from RefSeq and is a predicted model, not a curated record.